Molecule: messenger RNA, 1412 nt
Organism: Zingiber officinale
Lineage: Eukaryota; Viridiplantae; Streptophyta; Magnoliopsida; Zingiberales; Zingiberaceae
Product: KH domain-containing protein SPIN1-like
Exons: 7
Coding region: 410-1255 (281 amino acids)
Biological process (GO): regulation of mRNA splicing, via spliceosome
Cellular component (GO): nucleus
Molecular function (GO): mRNA binding
Source: RefSeq, a predicted model, not a curated record
ACUAGUGCUUCAGGCCAGAAAGACAAGGUGCGUUUUUGAAUUUGGAGACUCCUUUCUUGGCAGAUACAGUUCCACAAGCUUUUUGAACAUGCACAAUCAGUAUUCAGCAACAACAAGGAGCCAAGAUGUCUCCCCUACAUAGAUCUCGAGUUUCUUAAUCUACCAGAAACCCAGUUUUAUGGCAAGCAGAGGAAAUAAUUCCUCUCUCCAAAACAUGGCAUUUUGUUACUCUGUUUCUCCUUUUUGUAGUGUUUGAUAAUUCUUUGCUUUGCUGUAUUUAUACCUUUUAAGAGUUACAAGGGUUGCCCCUAUUGAGACUUGAGAGAGGCUUGAAGCAGAAGCCUUCCCCUUGGAUUCAAAACCUCACUUUUCAGCUUCCAUCCCACCUCUUUUUCUUUCAACGAUCAUCAUGUCUAGUUUAUAUGCUCAUAGUUUCUUCCCGACUGCACCUGUCUCCCCACAGGCAUGUAGCAAAGAAGACAUUGACAGUCAGUAUCUGGCACAGCUGCUAUCGGAGCAUCAAAGGCUUGGGCCUUUCAUGCAGGUUUUUCCUAUAUGUAGCCACUUGCUGAACAAAGAGAUAUUAAGAGUCUCAGGCAUGGUUUCCAGCCAAGGGUUUGAUUACUGUAGCAGGAUACAGCAAAGAAGUCCCAGUCCCAUGGCUAAUUCCAACUCAAUUUUCAAUGUAGGAGGAACUGGUAUUGGUAUUCUGUCUGCACCCUUACGAGAGAUUGCAGGCUUUUCACAAGGAAUUGCAAUUGAUCGGCGAGAAGCACCACCGGCAAGUCCAAAGUCAUGUACAAUAAAGAAAGUAUUGCGUUUAGAGAUUCCAGUGGACACCUACCCUAAUUUUAAUUUUGUCGGACGCCUUCUCGGGCCCAGGGGAAAUUCGCUGAAAAGAAUCGAAGCAUCAACAGGAUGCCGUGUUUACAUUAGAGGAAAGGGCUCUAUAAAAGAUUCAUACCAGGAGGAAAAACUGAGGGGAAGACCAGCUUAUGAACACUUGAAUGAUCCAUUGCAUAUCUUGAUUGAGGCAGAGUUGCCAGCAAAUAUGAUUGAUGCAAGAUUGAGACAUGCACACCAAGUUAUAGAAGAGUUGCUGAGACCAGUGGAUGAAUCGCAGGAUUACUAUAAGAAGCAACAACUUCGAGAAUUAGCCAUGUUGAAUUCAGGUUCAAAGGAUGAUAGCCCUCAUCCAAGUGGCAGUGUUUCUCCAUUUUACAAUGGUAUGAAGCGAGCGAAAGCAGGUAGGUAGAGAAAUUGAUAAUGUUCCUGGAGCCGUUCAAUUCAACUCUUAUCGGCAGAGAGAUUUCCUUGUAAAAAUAGGCUUUUACAGAGGAUAUGGAAAACUCGGACAUUUCGAUCUACAGUAUGUCUUUUGCUGACAUCAAUUUUGUUUUUCAGGGAUCAUA